UCUGGGUUCUUGGACUGUCGAUGCUUUCACUUUCGGCGUCGCACCCACACCAGCUCGAUUCGCAGCGACGACUAGCUGUGCGAAUGCUUCCUGCCCUCAUGACUUUGCUCUGGCCACAUUCAAACCCCGGCCCCUGGACUACUCCAGCCAAACGAGCGGCAUCGGCAGCAUCAUCCGACUCGUACAUCUAUUGUGUCAUACCUGAAUCAAGCAACGCUUAUUGACGCAGCCUUGCCUCGCCAUCCCGUCAUGGCCCAGCCAGUGCCCCCUUUCCUCCAAGCAUACAUGGCCAUCGUCUCUGCCCUAAAUGCGCUUGGCAACGUCCCGGCCAUCCAAGAACAGCAGCGCGGUAUUCUCCAGGGCAUCCGCGACCAAGUCCGGUCGGGUCAAGUUGCCCUCUCUCGGCUCGACUCGGCUGUUUCGGAUGAGUCUCGUCUCCUCCGUCGCUUGCAGCGCCUUUCCUUCACCAAACUCCAGACCCUUUUGGCCGGCACUCGGGGCAGCCUCAUCGAGGAGUCGCAAAAGUCGAAAUUCAGGCUCGAGCAGCAAUACCAACAACGCCAAGAGCAGCUCGAGGUUCUGCGGGCGAUGCUCCAGUCGGCGACAGUCGAGGCUGCCGAACUUGAUGCCGAACGGGCUCGCUUCGAUUCGCUCGUUAUGGAUCUACUGGCUCUGCUGGACAGCCAUUUUGCGCCGCCCACGCCCGAUCAUCCCGAAAACCAAGCCAUUCUCCAAGAGCUGGACCUGAUUGAAUCCGAGAUGGCAAAGACGCGGGACCACUUGCCACAGAUCCGCAACUCUGCCCAUAUGAUGAGUGAAGCGACUCGUAACUUGCGCCAAGCCCUGCGGUCGCUCAAGGUCGCUCUGCACCCCGAAGAAAUCGAUCGUUACUUCCGAAACCAGAUCCUGGUGCUUAACAGGAUCGAGUUCUCCAACCGGAGCCGGGACCACAUCGAUGUCGCCAACGCCCUUCUCGGGAGCCUUGCCGAGACACUUCCGGCAGAAGCUGGGGUCGAGGCCGGGGAGCUCAUCCUCUUUGGGCCCCUCGACGUGAAUCUCUCCAGCUUCAAGGCGUCCAAGCUUCAGGCACUCGAGGCCCAGCAGGUGGCACUGGCAGACAUGGCCGAAAACCUCGCCAGGCUUGAGUCCCAACUGUGGUGUCGGGUAGACCGGCUGCAGAACCAGCUGGCGGCUCUGAGCUCACAAGAGAGAAGCGCCAGAGCUCGGCUCGUGCGCUAUCGCCUCUCGAAUCUGUCCUACGAAUAUGAGAGUCUGGCUGGGAGAUUGGUGAUUCUCGAGGUGCCGAUAGAACCCUGAGCUCGACACUCUACACAUGAGCUAACGGGAGGUCUUCGCUAUACCUCAUGAGAGCGUAGUAUGCGUCAAACAAAGCCAUAUGCAGCGAAAAA
This is a messenger RNA of Polychytrium aggregatum, 1409 nucleotides long. RefSeq lists its product as uncharacterized. The transcript has a single exon. Bases 250 to 1317 code for a protein of 355 amino acids. The record is from RefSeq and is a predicted model, not a curated record. NCBI's taxonomy places the organism in Eukaryota, Fungi, Chytridiomycota, Chytridiomycetes, Polychytriales.